This is a messenger RNA of Trichosurus vulpecula (common brushtail), 3423 nucleotides long. RefSeq lists its product as uncharacterized. The record is from RefSeq and is a predicted model, not a curated record. NCBI's taxonomy places the organism in Eukaryota, Metazoa, Chordata, Mammalia, Diprotodontia, Phalangeridae. The transcript has 4 exons. The coding region runs from base 52 to 3216 and encodes 1054 amino acids. Gene Ontology annotation, molecular function: protein binding; GTP binding.
GAGAAGGCUGUACAUUUUGAAGAAGCCACAGUGCCUUAUUUGGGCAGGGAAAUGGCAGGGAAAGAACUUCCAAGCAGCUUGACCUUGAAGACCCCAAUGGAGAUCCCGGCUCUUGGUCGACCCUUACAUCUGGGAACACUGUAUGACUGUGGCUCAGAUACCUUCAUCCCUGGCAUCACUUUAUGGGACAGGGAGACCCUCGAGAGAAAUGUGACCACAGAAGAACAGUGCAAGACUGACAUCGCCAUCAUCACCUCUGACUCUAUUGAUGAGAAGACCAAGGCCAUGAAUAUCCCUGCAGAGCUGAAAGCAAGUGUCCUGCUGGGGCUGGUUGAAUUAGGAGGCUCUGCCAAGUAUUUAUAUGACACCAAGACAUCCCAACAGCAAGCUCGGGUCACUCUCAAGUACAGUAUGACUACACAGUAUUCCCACCUAAUGAUGAAUCACCUGGGAUAUCAGAAUAUUGCUUACCAUGACGUGUUUGAUAAUGGAACAGCCACCCAUGUGGUCACUGCAGUGCUCUAUGGGGCCCAGGCUUUCUUUGUGUUUGAUCAGAAAGUUUCCAACAAUGAAAAUGUCAAGGAUAUAGAAGGAAGGUUGAAGGCUAAAGUAAAGAAGAUUCCCCAAAUACCAGGAAAAGUAGGGGGAGAGGUGAAUAUAGAGGACAGGGAGAAAAAAUCAACCGAGGAAUUCAGGUGUAAGUUUUAUGGGGAUUUUGCCCUUCAGACCAGUCCAGUGACUUAUGAAGAUGCAGUAAAAGUCUAUGCCACCCUUCCUAAGCUCCUUAGGGGCCAUGGGGUGCCCCUCAAAGUCUGGUUGCACCCUCUGGAGAAUCUGAGCUCCAAGGCUGCCAAGAUGGCUCGAGGGAUCAGCAUUAGCUUGGUGUGGGAUGCCCAGGACACUCUGGAGAAGUUAUCUGAGUGUGACAAGAGGUGUAAUGACAUGCUGGAGGCACCAGGACUCUCAGUCUUUCCUACAAUCAGGGAAAAGGUCAGGCUAUUCCAGGAGCUAAAUAGGCAGCACAGACAGCUUUUACAGAAGGAAAUAGCCAAGGCCUUACCUGAGAUCCGGGCAGGCAGAGCAGAGGAAGAUGAGCUAACCAGGAUUUUAAUCAGGGAAAGCCAAUCCCCAUUCAGCACUAGGAGGCUCUCAGAGUUCCUGGGUCAGAAGAUCAAGGAGAUGAAGGUGGUCAAUUUCUACCUCACCCUUCUGAAGGAGGUGCCAGUCAUAACUGACCAGAAUGAUGUAGACAAUGUGGUACUAGGCUCUCCCCACAGAUUUGUCCUGGUGUUUGCAUUCACCUCCUUGCAGGAGGAACCCUACUUAGCAGAUUGGAAACAGUGGCUACGGAAUCCAGAAUCAUUCAGUCCUGACUGUGAGCAAAUGACAUAUUCCUCAUGGCUAGAGGACAGAGAGACAAGGAGAAAGGCAAUACAAUUGGCAGAAUCCUUUUCAACAUUUGCCAAGGCCAAUCAUUCCUCUAAGAAGACUCAAUUCAUUGUGGCAUCUGUUCCAGCUGUGGAGAGCAAGGGGGUCUCCAUCUACCUCUAUGAAAAGGGACUGCUGGUCAGCACCAACUUUGAGCUACCAGUCAAACCUCCCCCUCCCCAGAUUGGUGAGGUCACACAUGACUGUGUAGAGCUCACAGUGAUCCCAGCAUCUGGGAAGAAAGAGAAGAUCACUGGCUAUCAGGUAGAGUACCAGGUUGUAGGGGAAGAGGACUGGACCACCAUCCCUGUGUCUGGAAAGCCAGAGGUAUUCAAAGUGAGUGGCCUUGAGCCUCGCACAGAGUAUGUGUUCAGGUUUGCUGAGGUGUGGGAGCUAGGGCUCAGUGAGAGCAGUGAUGUGAGCCUUGCUGUGAGGACACUUCCCCCAAGCUGCCCUCCUGGGAAGCCAGAAGCUGUUGUGGUAGGACCACAGUCUGUGACCUUGCACUGGCAGGGUCCAAGUGUUGUUGGAGCAGGAGUCAAGAUCAAAGAGUAUAGAAUAGAGUGCAGAGAGGAGACUGAGGCUGAGGAGAAGGAGGAAGGAGAAUGGCAUGAACACAGCACAGGAAAUAAGAAGACAUCCUGUGACAUUGAUGGACUGACACCCCAGACUGUGUACAGGUUCCGAGUUUCUGCUGUGUAUGAUGGAGGCUGGAGCAGUGAGAGCAGUAAGAGGAGUGGCCCAGUGAGGACCCUCUCUACCACAGAGGAAGCUACGACCUCUGACCCAGACAGGAGUGGAGGAGACUCAAGGGAGCCAGAACUCAGAAUUGUCCUUGUGGGGAAAACAGGAGCUGGGAAAAGUGCAACAGGAAACACCCUCCUGGGCAGAAGAGAGUUUGAGUCCAAGGCUUCAGGAGGGUCAGUCACCAAGGUCUGCAGGAAAGCCAGGACCAGAUGGAAUGGGAGGGACAUUGCUGUUGUUGAUACUCCAGGCAUUUUUGACACUGAGACUGAGGAGAAAGACAAUUUGAAAGAAAUAGCUCGCUUCAUGACACUAUCCUCUCCAGGCCCACAUGCUCUACUCCUGGUGUUGCAACUGGGUCGUUUCACCCAGGAGGAGAAGGCAGCCAUUGAACGGCUUUAUCUUAUUCUUGGAGCAGAAGCAGUGAAGUUUCUCAUCAUUUUAUUCACUCGGAAAGAAGACCUGGGAGAAGCAAGUGUAGGGGAGUAUGUAAGAAACAUUGAUGACUCUUAUUUCAAGGAGCUGUUGGAGAAGUGUGAAAACCGAUGCUGUGCAUUUAACAAUAAAGCUAGUGGAGUCCAGAGAGAUGCCCAGGUUUCAGAGCUUAUGGCCAUGAUUGGGGUGAUGGUGCAAGCUAACGGAGGUACCCACUACACCAACAAUACAUAUAAAUCUGUGGAAGAUCUCCUCCGGAAGGACACAGAGGCUCGUCAACAAUGCUACAAGGAGCAGUUUGAGAGGGAAGAAUUGGAACGGAAAUAUAAGAAGGUGUUUGAAGAAUUGAAGAAGGAAAAAGAAGAGUUCGAAAAGAAAAAAGAACAAGAAAAAAAGAUAAGAGAAGAAUGGAAGAAGAAGAAGAAGUUCUUUGAGGAUAAGAAGAAAAAAGACCAAGAAGACUCAUGGAAGAACUAUGAGGAAAAUUGGGAACGUGCCCGAAGUGAGGCUGAGAAUGAUGAGAGUACACUUUGGAAAGUUGUAAAGUUUCUAUCAUUUCUACUAGGUAUGUUGGCUUCUGGGUCUCUAUUUCGCAAGAAGUUCUCUUGACAACCAAAAUCAUUUCAUAUCUAGUUUCCUCUAUGUGAGCUGGUGAUACAAAGAGAGAUGAAGUGAGAGAAAUCACAUGGUUAAUAAAGGAUUCAGAUAUUAGCUGAACCCAAAUCUCUUGUCUACAAGUAUGAUAUUCUUUCUGGUCCAUCACACUGCUUGCUAAAGAGCAAUGCCCUUCAGAAGAAUGUAUCCUGGUAUUUUACA